UCUAGCGCCAUUCACAACAAAGAGACUGUUGAGCGAGUGGUUUUCGUUUAGUUGUUUUUUUUUAUUAUUUUGCACGGAAAAUACCCGUUCUCUGGCAUUUCCGAAAGUCUUAUCUAUUAAUAGCAAACAUGCCGAAGCUAAAGAGUUUGCUGCCCAACAUCUUUGGCGGCAACACCAACAACAGCAACAACACACCAUCGGAGGGACGACUAGAAACAGAUGCAUUACCAGUUGAUGAGAAUGAAGAUAACAAUAAUAGUGGCGCUUUGUCACUGCCUUCGCAGACGCCAACGGCAUCAGCUGACCUAACCGAAUCCGUGCUGCGCGAACUCUCCGAUCCCAACUACAACUCGAUGGAUGUGGUGCAGUCCGCACAAAUUCCAGGCUCCGCCCUGGUCAACAGCAGCAGCACCAGCAAUAACAACAACACCAUGAAUACAAUGAAUGUGCAUAGUGCGCAGCAACAGGUGGUCAUGAACUUCUCGAAUGCGAGCAACUUACACUUUGGCUCCGUCUAUAAUUUCAAUCAAAAUCUAAGCGCCUCCAGCUCUCGCAAGAGCAGCACAAGCGCCACCGAUGAGGGCGCCAUAGCAGCGUUGCAAUCACCAGAUGGCAAGCGACACUUGCCACGCAAAACCGUUAGCAUUGUGGCAAUGAUGCAGUCGCAAGACGAACCAGAUAUGCGCAUCCUGGACGCAGUAGCCACACAUCUGGGUGAGGGCUGGAAGCAGAUAAUGCGCGAACUGGGACAUUCCGAAGGGCAGAUCGAACAGGCGAUUAUAGAUCAUCAGGCGCAUGGCAACAUCAAAGAGGUGAUCUACCAAUUGUUGUUGCAGUGGGUGCGUGGCGCAGACGAUGGCGUCGCCACCGUUGGACGGCUGACAACACUGCUGUGGGAGCAGCAGCAUCGCGAGUGUGUGCAGCGCAUGAAACUGGUUUGGAAAGCGCUUGAGAAACGUAAAACCUCCAGUUAGCUGUUAAUCAAUUAAUUGCUGUGCUUCCCCCCAAAUCAAUGUAUGAACCAAACAGGGCAUUUUUAAACGGCGAUUCAUUCGAAGCAAAGAACUCUUUGAUGUUCGUCUUCUUUAUGAUAGUAUGUGUUCUCCACCCUCGCUCUCCUCGUCCCUCAACAUCACAGCACAUACUAUAUAUGUAUACAUAUACACAUCUUACUAACGCACGUUGAAACGUUUUCAAGUACAUAGUUUGCGAUCUCAGCAAACAAGCAAUCCAUUUGUGCAAUAACUUUUGUGUGUGAACAUUUUCGACCGAAACGGAAUCGGCAUUGUAUAAAUAUAUGAUACAAUAUAACCUUCGAAUAAGUGCCUUGAAGUCUAUCCUCAAACGAACUUGAUUUUUUUCCUCUUCUGUAAAAUGUGAUAUUUAAGUCGAACGCUACACAAAAGCAACACAAUAUUGUUAUGCAAGUAAUACACAAUAAAUAUACGUUCCAAAGUGAC
This is a messenger RNA of Drosophila nasuta, 1460 nucleotides long. It is a transcript of the gene imd, whose product is annotated as death domain-containing immune deficiency protein. Gene Ontology annotation, biological process: signal transduction. Bases 129 to 974 code for a protein of 281 amino acids. The transcript is spliced from 2 exons. Gene Ontology annotation, molecular function: protein binding. The record is from RefSeq and is a predicted model, not a curated record. Lineage: Eukaryota; Metazoa; Arthropoda; Insecta; Diptera; Drosophilidae.